Messenger RNA from Aspergillus wentii DTO 134E9, 981 nucleotides. RefSeq lists its product as uncharacterized. Bases 1 to 864 code for a protein of 287 amino acids. The transcript is spliced from 3 exons. The record is from RefSeq and is a predicted model, not a curated record. NCBI's taxonomy places the organism in Eukaryota, Fungi, Ascomycota, Eurotiomycetes, Eurotiales, Aspergillaceae.
AUGUAUGUCUAUCACUCGAAAGACACUCGAUUUGAGCGUGAAUUUCUAAAUCUCAAGACUCGGACUUCUCUGUACCGAGCCAUCUUCAAAAGCGACGGCAGCUCCGCCAUCCCAGCAGGCUAUCAUUUAUCAGGGAUUGCACACCAUAUUCUUCGAACUGAGCAAGAGGAAGGCGUUCUUCGUGUCCCUCCAAACCGCAACGCUGGUUAUAUCGGACAACCGUCAUUGAGUUCCAAAGUUAUCGACGUGUAUCCGGCAGACUUCCGGACAUCGAGAAACUACGACAAAGGCUUGCACGGAUUUACCAUUCACAGCCGGUGCUGGGAGCUGAUAGAGCACGUCUUUGGGCCCCAGGUGGAAAAGCACCUGGAUCUUCUGGUGCAAGCCCUACGGCUCAAAUGGGUCGGGGGCGCUCAUGAACUAUUAAGCGACACGUGGUAUCAUUACGAGUAUACGCGGUACAGGUGGGACUGGACAUUACAACCAAUCGAUAUUCCUUCUUAUCUGAACGAUCCUAUGGGCACGGGUGAGACUCGAUCUCCGUGUCCUUCGGAAAAUCAUGUUUACCACAGUUUACCACUUGAGAUAAAAUACUUGAUUCUGGACACGCUCCAACGUGAAAAGGAUAUAAACGGACUGCUGUCUGGUUUCGAAUGGUACAUUCCAGACAGCUAUUGGAAGGGUCGUUUUCCACGAGAGAUGGGCUUUGAGAUUGGCCAAAUCCGCUGGAAGGAGAUAGACUGGCCGUAUAUCAUCGAGAAUGCGAAGCUGAUCACAGAUUCACCUUCUCUUCAGCUUCGGCGUCGCAAUGUGCAAUUUCUGAGAGCUGUUCGUGUUGUUUUCAACCGGGUUCUGAGAGCGUAAAAUGGGGAGGAUCAGUAGCCUGUAUUUGCAGGAUAGAAAUUCGGAUUUGCUCUUGAAUCGCUAAAUAGUCUGGCUAUCUAUAUUUGCUAUAGGGAAUAUCAUUCAUCGCGUGAUCCG